AUGAGAAUCAUUUUCUUCUUCUCUUGCCUUGUCCUGGCCAUCUCUGCCUACACUCAGCGCCGUCUAACCGCUGAAGAAAGAGCUGCCAUCUUGAACCAACACAACAUGUACAAGAGAAAGGUGGCCAAUGGACAACAAGAAGCCCGUGACGGCAAACUUCCAACAGCUGCUGACAUGAGAGCUUAUGAAUAUGACGUCAGCAUUGAGGACUUGGCCUUCGAAUGGGCCAGUAACUGUGUCUGGAAACAUUCAUCCGACCACGGUGGAGAGAAUAUUUACGCGGUUUCUGGAGAGGAUAACGUAACUGCCAUUGCAAUUUCCUCUGUUGACAGUUGGUUCAGCGAGGUCAAGGGAUUCAACGUCAGCAAUGUAGCCGACUUUGAAGUUGAUCCAAAUGUGGUUACUGGACAUUUCACUCAAGUCAGUUCUCCCCUUUAUUGUCAUUUUUUUUAUUGUUUUUCAGGUUAUCUGGGGCAAGUCCUACCGUCUUGGCUGUGCUAUCGCCCAUUGUUCUUCAAUCGAGAACCUUUCUUCGGGCUUUGACAAUGGAUAUUUCGCCGUUUGCAACUAUGAAGACCGCGGAAAUUACAUUUCCUGGCCUGUCUACACUUCCGGUGAUAUCUGUUCCAAGUGCCCUGAAGGCACCACUUGCGAAGAUUCUCUGUGUGUCUUGCCUUUGGAAUCUACCACGGCCUCCGUUCAGUCGACCACUGAAGAGUACUCCGUUGGAUCGACAACUGAAGAAUCCUCCGUUCAGUCGACCACUGAAGAAUACUCCACUCAAUCGACCACUGAAGAAGGCUCUAGCAGCGGUGAGGAAGGUGUAUCCACUACUCUUGGACCGGACAGCGUUCAGAUUUUUUAA
Molecule: messenger RNA, 865 nt
Organism: Bursaphelenchus xylophilus (pine wood nematode)
Lineage: Eukaryota; Metazoa; Nematoda; Chromadorea; Rhabditida; Aphelenchoididae
Source: the annotation of a GenBank genome assembly